This is a messenger RNA of Moneuplotes crassus, 647 nucleotides long. Lineage: Eukaryota; Ciliophora; Spirotrichea; Euplotida; Euplotidae. The record is from the annotation of a GenBank genome assembly.
UGAUUAUUAACAAAUGGGGAAUAGCAACGAGGUUUCCAUUCAGAAGUUAUAUGAAAAAAUGUCCACAGGUGAGAACUCUUUCCUACCUCAGAUCCCGGAUGGCGUAAUGCUUAGCGUAUUUGAAAGAGAUGUAUUCUAUACACUUAAUUUCCUCAGGACCCAACCUGGCCUGAUGAUCUGGAGGUUAGGCAGAGUCAGGAAGAAGUACAAAAUCUCUCGUAAAUAAGUACAAGGAUCGGAGAAAACUCCUUGCUUUUAUGUCUAAGAACAAAGAAUAUCUCGCAAGUCCAAUCCAAGUAGACAAGGAUAUUUACUAUGCAUGCAAGUAUUGAAACGAGAAGUUCAAAGAUAACGACUUCAAGAUUGGAGGAGUCCUCUUAUACCUCAACAAACUCUAUAAAAAUGUUAAGGGAUUUGAACAUACUUCGUAUGAAUGGAAAGGCACAGGAGAAGAAUUUGUGAUGUACAUCUUCCUCAAAGAAGACUUUACAUCUGUUGAGGGCAUAAAUCCCUUCUUCAGUAACAGCAUCCAGUACUUUGGAUGCUCAUUCUCUGCCCACGAGGUUAGGAAAAGUUGUUUCAGGUUAUGAUGGACCUGCAAGCCCGAGCCAAAGGAUAAUACUCUAGCUACAAAAGGAUUAAUUUAA